Messenger RNA from Ostertagia ostertagi, 405 nucleotides. The record is from the annotation of a GenBank genome assembly. NCBI's taxonomy places the organism in Eukaryota, Metazoa, Nematoda, Chromadorea, Rhabditida, Trichostrongylidae.
AUGGGUGUGAUGGCUGCUUUGUUUCUAACAAUGAACGUGUUCGCUGAGUUUGCUGGGCCGGCUACAAUUGGCCUUCCACGAGCUGUCAAAGAGAAUAAACGCGACAUGUUUUACGCCGGUCCAUAUCUUCCUCUCUACUAUGCUCUGACAGGUUGCUUAGCUAGCUUAUUCGGCGUUGUGUGGACGAUAAUGAUUUGGGAUUCUUGUCACAGAGUGCAAAAAGGGAAGCUAUGGGCACUUCCAGCGAUUGUGGCCACGUGUUCGCAUUUUAUCGUCAGUGGAUUGAGCUGGUUCAAUUCCGAAGGCUACCAACCGUUCGUCAUUCUUGCUCAGUUCAUCCUGCUUCUUUGCUGUGUGGUCUAUUCACAAAUCAUAAUGGGCGCAACAUUCGAUACAGUUAUCGAU